AACUAGCUCUGGGUCAUGGUCUCAAAGCGGUUCCAUCGAGGGCCUCUGUCUCUGGUUUUCCACUCUCUGCUCCAGCUCCUCCUGAUCACCUUGACCAGGUGUGUUCAGUCAGUGGCCGCCCAGAAAAGCCAGCGGACACACCUGAUCAGGGUAAUCAGCAGAGAGCGUUGGAAACCCCGCAGGGACAGCGGCCCUCGACGAGCCCGGUUUGAGACCCAUGCUACAGCUAAAACCCUUGAAACUUCGUGUCUCAGGAUGAUUUCAAAUGGAUCUUUUCGAGUCUCCAGAGCAACAAAUUCUGCUCAAAGUCUAAGGAAAGACGCUCCCGUGACGUCAGAGGUGUCGGAGGAACGCGCCAAGAGUAAAUUCAAACCUGGCUUUAAUGUGAAGCCAAACGUCUCGGCUCAAACUCUUAUUGAGCGAUACAAACAAGGCGCGACGCAUGCAGUGACGCUGCUCUAUCAACUCAACCAGAUUCUGCCGUUCAACCUGGAACUGAAAGAGACGGUGACUUCGGACAACAUACCUGGAAGUUACUUUGCCUUCUGUGCGGUCAUUGAUGGGGUCAAGUAUAAGACGGGCAUGGGAAUCACCAAGAAGGAGGCUCGAUUAAAGGCAGCAGAGCUCGCCUUGCAGGACUUCCUGCCCUCUUUGGAAAGUCUGAAGUGUUCCCUCCCUGAAUUAUCAGGUGUCCCUCCACCGCUUCCAGUAAAAGAGGAAGUCCCCACAUCUGACACUCGUCCUUUUCGAGCUUUUUGUGACGGGAAGAAUUCUGUCAACCAGCAGCUAAUUCACGCUGUCCGAGACAAGCUUACUAAACUGAUGAGCAGUCAAGAGUUUUCUGCCUGUUCUGGCACCACCGCAGCCUUCAUCAUGCAGACAUCCAGUGGUUUCGAAGUGGUUGCUCUUGGCACAGGAGACUGCAAUACCAAAGAAAGUGCCUCUUCAAGUGGGCGGCUGGUGCAUGACUCCCAUGCAGUUGUGACUGCAAGGAGAUCUCUAAUGAGGUUUCUGUAUCGACACCUACUGAUGUUCUACAGCAAAACGACUAAUUUGACAAAGAAGUCGAUCUUCCACCAGAACAGCAACAGCAAUCUGCUCGCUCUGAAGAGCGACAUCAUCCUUCACCUUUACGUGAACCAGCUCCCAAAGGGUGCUGCUCGAAUGCCUUCCAUGCUGCGCCUGAGUCCAUUUUCCAUGCAUGCAUGGGAAGUCCGCAACGACAUGGGCCUGCAUCUGUCAAUGGAGGGCAAGAUAAUUUCAGUUUUCUCAUCAAGGAUUGAUGACUCAGCCUCAAAGUUAAUCAGCAUGUCCACCACAGACAAGAUCACUCAGUGGCAGGUUUUGGGAUACCAGGGAGCCUUGCUCAGCCACUUCAUCGAGCCAGUCUAUGUCCAGAGCAUCCUUAUAGGAGAUUCUAGUUGCAGUCAAACCCGCGGCAUGGAGAUUGCCAUAAUUCAACGUGUGGAGGAUAUAACACCUCAGCUGCCUAUGUUCUUCUGCAUGAUAAGGCCUCGCAUAAGCCUGGUGCCUUCUGUGGCUCCUGACAUCAUUGGCAGUAGCCCCUGGACUUGUAGUAUCAACUGGAGUGAAGGAGACUGCUCUUUAGAAGUUGUGGAUAGUCUGGAGGGCAGGACCAUAGAGGACUGUCUCUUGUCACUUAUCAUGCCUAGCUCUCCAUUUAAGAGUGGCCCUGCUCUGGCAAGUCGUCUGUGCAAGGCAGCAAUGCUGCACCGCUUCAGGUUGGUGGCCAAGGAAGCACAGAGGCAGGACCUGCUCUCCACAAGCUCCUACAGAGAAGCCAAGAACAUGGCAAAGCCCUACCAGGAGGGCAAGAAGAAAUUGAGGACGUACCUGUCACAAUGUGGCUUUGGUUCCUGGCUGGCCAAACCUGCGGUUAGUGACAACUUUAGCAUGUAAACAAAAGCAGAUAAUUGCAUGUGUGGUCGAAGACACAUGGAAGCAACACCUGUUAAAACUGAGACUAUGAUGGGAAUCACUUUUGUUGAAUCUAUAGGGAUUAAAAACAAUUCAUGUUGAAGAUUAGCUUUGGGUUUGUUUUAACAACUUGAUCAGUCAGAUUUUCAAAAGGACACUGAUUCAUGUUUGCUUUUCUUCCUUUGAUACAUUUCUUACCAUAACACUAGUUAUACCUAAUCCAUAAAAAGCUUAUGGUAUGAGUAAUGUAAAUGUUUCACAUUCACCAUCCUGUGAAAUACUAACUGGACAAUCUGAGUUCUUAUUGUUACAUAUGUUCUCUAAAGGUGACAGUUUCAUUUGUUUCAUUGUGUUCUGAGUCAUACUUUAUGGUUUGACUUAAUAAAACAAAUAAUAAUA
Molecule: messenger RNA, 2337 nt
Organism: Betta splendens (Siamese fighting fish)
Lineage: Eukaryota; Metazoa; Chordata; Actinopteri; Anabantiformes; Osphronemidae
Gene: adad1
Product: adenosine deaminase domain containing 1 (testis-specific)
Exons: 13
Coding region: 16-1920 (634 amino acids)
Biological process (GO): adenosine to inosine editing; RNA processing
Cellular component (GO): cytoplasm; nucleolus
Molecular function (GO): double-stranded RNA binding; double-stranded RNA adenosine deaminase activity; tRNA-specific adenosine deaminase activity
Source: RefSeq, a predicted model, not a curated record